Molecule: messenger RNA, 453 nt
Organism: Oncorhynchus gorbuscha (pink salmon)
Lineage: Eukaryota; Metazoa; Chordata; Actinopteri; Salmoniformes; Salmonidae
Product: receptor tyrosine-protein kinase erbB-4-like
Exons: 3
Coding region: 1-453 (150 amino acids)
Source: RefSeq, a predicted model, not a curated record
AUGUAUUUGUAUCCAUCUGUGUCUCUCUCUCUUCCUGCAGUUUGUCCUGGAACGGAGAACAAGUUGAGCACGUUGUCAGACCUGGACCAGCAGUACCGCACCCUGAAGAAGCAUUAUGAGAACUGUGAGGUGGUCAUGGGAAACCUGGAGAUCACCAGCAUCGACCGGAACCGCAACCUCUCCUUCCUCAAGUCUAUCCGAGAGGUGACAGGCUAUGUGCUGGUAGCUCUGAACCAGUUUGACUCCCUGCCCCUGGAGAACCUUCGCAUCGUGCGGGGCACCAAGCUUUACGAGGGACGCUACGCCCUGGCCAUCUUCCUCAACUACCGCCGCGACGGCUUCUACGGCCUAAGACAGCUGGGCCUUCGCAACCUCACAGCAAGUGACCUCAUCACACAUAGUGACAAACUGCUUUCCAAGGAAACAUCAAGCGAGGGGAAAGGGGGGUUCUGA